AUGUACAACCUGAGUAGCUACAACACAGGCCCCUUCACCCUUUCAGGCAUCCCUGGACUUGAGCAGUACCACGUCUGGAUCAGCAUCCCCUUCUGCUUUAUUUAUUUUGUGGCCAUCGUGUGCAAUAGUAUUCUUGUCUAUCUCAUUGUGGUGGAGCACAGUCUUCACACACCCAUGUUCUUUUUCCUUUCUAUGCUGGCCUUGACAGAUCUCAUAUUGUCUACCACGUGUGUUCCCAAAACCCUUAGCAUCUUCUGGUUUGGUCCACAGAAAAUCAGUUUUCCUGGCUGUCUCACCCAAUUAUUCUUUUUGCACUACACUUUUGUCCUAGACUCAGCUAUACUGCUGGCUAUGGCAUUUGACCGCUAUGUAGCCAUCUGCUCUCCUUUGAGAUACACCACUAUUCUAACCCCCAAAGCCAUUGUCAAAAUUGCUGUGGGAAUCUCUUUACGGAGUUUCUGUGUUUUUGUCCCAUGUGUUUUCCUGGUGAAUCGCCUACCUUUCUGUAAGACACACAUCAUUGCUCACACAUACUGUGAGCACAUAGGUGUUGCCCGGCUUGCCUGUGCAGACAUCUCCAUCAACAUCUGGUAUGGUUUUUCUGUCCCCAUCAUGACAGUGAUUAUAGACGUGAUCCUAAUUGCUGUCUCCUACACCCUCAUCCUCGGUGCUGUUUUUCGCCUUCCCUCCCGAGAUGCAUGCCAGAAGGCCCUUGGCACCUGUGGGUCCCAUAUCUGUGUCAUCCUCAUGUUCUAUAUUCCAGCAUUCUUCUCCAUCCUUGCCCAUCGCUUUGGACAUAAUGUCCCUCGUACCUUUCAUAUCAUGUUUGCCAACCUCUACGUGAUUAUUCCACCUGCACUCAACCCUAUUGUCUAUGGAGUAAAGACCAAGCAGAUCCGGGACAAAGUCAUUCUUCUGCUUUUUCCCAAGAGGUCCCAGUUAUAG
Messenger RNA from Marmota monax (woodchuck), 945 nucleotides. Its product is annotated as olfactory receptor 52H1-like. Gene Ontology annotation, biological process: G protein-coupled receptor signaling pathway. NCBI's taxonomy places the organism in Eukaryota, Metazoa, Chordata, Mammalia, Rodentia, Sciuridae. The transcript has a single exon. Gene Ontology annotation, cellular component: membrane. Gene Ontology annotation, molecular function: olfactory receptor activity; G protein-coupled receptor activity. The record is from RefSeq and is a predicted model, not a curated record. The coding region runs from base 1 to 945 and encodes 314 amino acids.